This is a messenger RNA of Penicillium angulare, 1290 nucleotides long. RefSeq names its product phosphatidate phosphatase App1 family protein. Gene Ontology annotation, molecular function: phosphatidate phosphatase activity. Gene Ontology annotation, cellular component: actin cortical patch. The coding region runs from base 1 to 1290 and encodes 429 amino acids. NCBI's taxonomy places the organism in Eukaryota, Fungi, Ascomycota, Eurotiomycetes, Eurotiales, Aspergillaceae. The transcript has a single exon. The record is from RefSeq and is a predicted model, not a curated record.
AUGGUGCAUAAGCUCCCCAGCGAUUCUUCGGCCCCAGGCACUAAGCAUCCACAGGAUGACUCGGGCGUAUCUCCUGUGGCUUUAGCUUCCCCUGAGGAUUUGGAGGAACGUCCUGCCCCGCCAGAACGACGGGGUUCGUCGUUCAUGAAGUUUGUUGCUUCUAUUCUGGGCCCUAAGAACCCCAUUUCGCACCCAGCAGAUCCCAAGACCAACAUUGUCUGGGUGCUUGACAAUACAGCAUACCAGGCCGUGCCCGAGGCAGGCGCUGUAGAUCAGCCAUCCGACCAACCAGCACCAUGGCAAGCGGAAUUCGUUGCCUGCAUCCUGGAAAAGGAAGGACGCAAAGAUGCAGGAAAGUUUGUCGCAUCGAUCGCAGAUUACAUUGGACUAGACGGCGAGAGCGGUGCUGCUGAUGAAGAAACCCGCAAGCGCAUCGAAGAUCGAGUUCAGCCUUUCCUUGAUCAUGUCUCGCCAGGGAUGAAUGUUACUGUGGAGCUAGACAUAGACGGCUCAACACAGUCGUAUCCGAUAGGCCCAGCGGAUCGCAACGGUAUCAUCAGUCAAAUUGUUCAGCUUGACGCUUCACAUAUUCAAGAUGGAGCGACUGUGCAGCCUCGAAUCAGCCAGUUCGAAAACAACAUGGCUUGUAUGAAGACGCACUUUGCUGCACCGUCAGGGUGGCUUGUAGUUUCCGAUAUCGACGAUACAAUCAAGCGCACAAUGACCAUGGAGCCAACCGGUAUCCUUCGAACGACCUUUACCGAAGAACCAGUUCCCAUACAUGGCAUGCCGGAAUUCUACCAUCACGUUCAUGCUGAACUAAAUCCAACAUGGUUCUACCUCUCUGCAUCGCCUUAUAACCUGUACCCAUUCUUGCAUAAUUUCCUGCAUCAACAUUAUCCAACUGGCACAUUGAUUUUGCGCGAUCAUUCCUGGAUGGACAUUAGUGGUCUGAUCAAGUCUUUUACUGAGCGGACGCAGGAGUAUAAAACGGAGAGGAUGGAAAAGAUUCGACAUUGGUUUCCGCAGCGGAGGGUGCUUUGUGUGGGGGACUCAACGCAAAAGGACCCCGAGGCGUAUGCGGAGAUGUAUCGGAGGUAUCCGUCUUGGAUUCAUGCGAUAGCUAUUCGGAAGGUUACGAAUGUGGGACAUAUGGAGGACAAGAAUAAGGAUGAGAGGUUCGAAGAGGCAUUUAAGGAUAUACCGAUUGAAAUUUGGACUGUCUAUGAAGAUCCCGUUGAACUUUAUGAUUUUGUGGACCAGCUUGGGAUGGAGGAUCAGGUCUUGUAA